Notodromas monacha is the source of this 726-nucleotide messenger RNA. NCBI's taxonomy places the organism in Eukaryota, Metazoa, Arthropoda, Ostracoda, Podocopida, Cyprididae. The record is from the annotation of a GenBank genome assembly.
AUGGGGAAAGAAAAAGGUCCCAGCUCUGGCGCGAGUGGGGGGAGGGGGGAGGGUUUCCAGUGUGGUGACGCGCUGUCGGUGAGUGGAGUAUCGGCAACGCUGGACGGCGGGGAGGGUCGCGGGCUGGGAAGCCUGGCUAGGUUAUCCGGCCGCACAUCUGAACGCAUGCAGCAGCAGCAAGGAGCAGAAAGAGGAAGUUGUCGGGAAAUGAGGAAAUAUUGCUCUGAGAAAUAUUCCGUGAUUUAUUCAUCCAUCGGCGAAGGGAAACCCGCCACUGACGCAACUUUUGCAACAACCCUCGAUUCGCAUUAUUCGCCGCAAGUGGAAGCAAUUUCACCCACGGUGCCCGGGGAAAGCCUGAAUUUGCGUGAAGAGUCUCCUAUGCAAAGUCACAAGGAUGCUUUGCUGCAAAAGAUUUCCAGAGUGGACCGAGAAAUCGCUUUAGCCGAGUCCCACAUCGCCAAGCUCAAAAAGAAGCUGCAAGAGGUUGAAGAAGCUGAUCAACAGCAGAGUGGGAAGACAGGCAGUGGAGUGGAUGACCUGAAGAAGGAGAAGGAUGAGUCAGGGGCUGUGAUUUCCGCAGAUGGCACCAAGGAGCCGAAGCAUUUGAGCACUCGUCAGAAGAUCUACUCUGAGAAUAAGAAGAAGGCGAUGAAAGCUCACAGUACACUCACUGCUCUUGGCCCUCCGAUCGAAUCGGCAAGCAUUUUUCUCUUCAUUUACUGA